Messenger RNA from Theileria parva strain Muguga, 695 nucleotides. RefSeq lists its product as uncharacterized. The transcript has 3 exons. The record is from RefSeq and is a predicted model, not a curated record. Bases 108 to 695 code for a protein of 195 amino acids. NCBI's taxonomy places the organism in Eukaryota, Apicomplexa, Aconoidasida, Piroplasmida, Theileriidae.
AGAUAUUUGAAUUUUUAACUGAAUUUAAUUUUUAAAUUAUAUCUGAAUCUGUAUUAUAUAAUUAUUUGUAGUGUUUUUCCAUGUUAAUUUAAAUCAUCUAAAGUUAAAUGGACACCGAAGAUACUGUCCAUGAGAAUGAUGAACCAUCUCCUUCAGAAUCCAUCCCUAAUCCAAAUUUAAAGGGUUCAGAACCCCCAAUUGAACACAUGUUAUAUAUUUUAGGCGGAUAUAACUUGGCUCCUACCCCUUUGCCUACAGAUUUGAUUUCACUUUGGUCAACUACUGACAUUGAUACAAAUCAACCUUGUGAAUUUUGUAAUUAUAAAACAUCUAAAAUCAACUUCCCUAUAGUGGACAUAGAUUUUAAGGCUAGAAAAAUCAAUUUUGUAUCAUUAAGGAGAGCCUGUGAAAAGUGCUACAGAAUUAUAGACCUAAAAGGCCUUUUAAAUUUAGUAAUAGGUAGUUUUAGUGAUAAAAAGGAGGAGUUUGCAGUAGCAUAUAACCAUUUUCUUACUAUUAAUAAACUAAAGGAAACCAGUGAUAAUCCUCAAUCUGGAUCCUUAAAAAAACUUAGCACUGAAAAUAACAUUAUUUUCCAAGAUUUAGUGUCGAUGGCAUACAGCCUAUACUUGAUUAUGAGCGAUAUAAAUUGGGAAUACUGCAAGAAUGAGGAAAAGCUUGAGAAUACUGUCUAA